CUUUCUUAUCUUGAAGCGUGAGAUGUAGCAUAAUUCAUAGCGUAGUCACAGCACGCAUACAUGGCUAGCACGAUGACAUGGACGGCCAAGCGACAAAAGAUUCAGCUGCAGCAUCAGGCCCUGCGAAACCACAGCGACCACCUGCUGGAGGAGCACAGCCAGGCCAUUGAGGUCGCUCAGGCGCACUGCCCUGACGAGUUUCGGGAGACCUUGGGGCAACUCACAAACAUCUCGGAGCGAGUCUCGAGCCACGCGUCCACGUGCAUUUCUAGUCUGGUUAACGUCGAAAAUUCUUACGGGGACCUGGUCGCGGAGCUUCAGCGCGAGAAGGAGCAGGACCAGUUCGCUGCCAGGCACCGCGAUUACGUGUCGAAAUUUGACGACCGCGCGUUCGUGUACUUGGUGACCUGCGUCUGCGUGGCCAGGAGGUUGCCCAUCACACAAGAGGCGCCAGCAGACCCGCGGCGUAGCUUCAAGUACCGCCUGAAGCGCCUGGUGGACGCCGCGGAGCAGUGCUCAGACGGGCCCUUCGUGGCAUACGUGCUCUCUACUGGCCACAAGACAGCGGUCAAGCAGCUCGCCGGCGGUGACCUGGCGCGGGCCGUCUACUGCAGCGAGCUGUGGGCCGCCGUGUUUGAAGUCGAGAUGGGCAUUGCGCCCACGCCUUGGCAGGAUGACGCGGUGCGGGCGGACCUGCCGCCAGGGACCCUGGGUUGGUAUGCGGCGUUCAUGGCCUUUGGCCAGGGCGCCUACCUCCUGCACCCGACAGCCGGGUCGUGGCUGCUGCCUGAUGCGAUGGCGGAUGCGGCGGGAGGGGCAGACAGCGGCACUCUGGUCUGGCGCAUCAAGGACGCCCCAGUACACGUGCAGCAGGUUGAGGAGCGCCCACUACAGCCAGCUCGCGUAACGUGUGACUGCAGCAGCUUCAGGGCUGUGGGUGCAGCCGUGGGCCGGUGCCUGCACACAGUCUACAUCAGCAGCCUGGAGCCACCGCCGCCAGGACCACCGCCACCAGUUCUCAUUCCCGCUGCCCGCUGUCCGCGCGUGGACGAUGUGUCCGUACAGCCCGGAGAUUACAUCUGGCUGCCGGACCGCAUGUUCGUGGCCUGUGUUGCUCGCAGUGGGCAGCUGCGCUGCUGCCACAGCGGCUGCAGAGGCGCAUGCCAGCAUGUGCUCGAGGUGCAAGCGGCAUUUGGUCCGCACCUUCCUACGCCAGCGGCAUCUCAUAGCCGGUCACAGCAGUCAGACCAGCAGACCGGGAGUGAGGCGGCUAGUGCUGGGUUAGCUGCUGUGGCGGUGGGCGGUGGUGGCGCAGCCGGCGCCGCGUCGGCGAGCAUACGGGAUGGGGCACGUCGGGCUGUAGUGGUGGAAGAGGAGGAGGAGCCUGCUGGGGAUGCGCUGCCGCUCCCACCGGCAGUGCGGUACCCGUACCCCUGCGACGCCACCACAGCGGUCACCAUGGCCGGAUGGGAGAAGGCCGUGCUUCUGUCAAGCCCGGACUUGGGUAACGGUGGCGGCGCCGGCGGCGCUGGCGGCGGUAGCGGUAGCGGCGGCAGCAGCGGCCAGCAAGGCUGUGCCCUUUCCAGUGGAGCGCUCUUGGACUUAGUUCCGCUGCUGCCCGCAGGCGGCGGCCAGUGUGCGUGUGGCAGCACCUACGCCCCUCGCCGGGUAUGCCCCGCGAUCGUGUAUGGCCCCCAGCACCUGGGGCCCAUAGACGCGCAGCUCCACGAGCUACGCUCUGGUUGCGGGAAGGCGAGCUGCGUGCUAGCUUACGACGGUGUGCACGAUGGCCUGUUCCGCUACAGCAGCCGCUCGUUCUUCAGCCUCCGCCACAUGUACACGGAUGCGGACCAGCUCAUUGGCAGCGGCAUGAACGUGGAGGCGUAUGCCAAGUCGCAGCAGCGCCUCGUGGCCACCACGCUGCCGCCAGACGCGCAGCGGCCGCAGCAGUUCACGGCAGGGCUGUUCAGGCGGUCUUGGCAGCAGUUCGAGGCGCAGCUCGACCGUUGCCACACCUUCUCGUGUCCGAGCUGUCGCCGCAAGCCGCAUGUGCUGGUCGGAGACGCCACUGCCAUCACCAUGUCCGUCGACCUCUACAUGGGCACACCAGUGACGGAUCGCAUUGUGCUGCCACCGUCUGACAUGGGCAAGCGGGCGCACAAGCGCGCAGACCGCUGCUGGUGUCCAGAGGAGAAGGGCCGCGCCGCGCGGCGUGGCUACAGCAGUGCGCCCCGGGGAGAUGGUAAAGACGUGUACGGGCAGAAGGUGGCGGGCUGGGCCGGCGUGGGAGACAGUGCCAAGCAGCACGACUCGCCGGCUGCUGUGGGCGCCAUGGAGGCCAGCCUGCCAGCGGCAGACCAGAGCAGCGGCCUGACGGCUGGCUUCCUGCGUGUCGCUUCCAAUGCCACGCACCAAUGGCGUGGGCGGAGCCCCAGGAUCGCCGGCACGCCUGGCCCUUCACGCACCGGCCAUAGCCGCGGUAGCGCUGAGCUCCCUUGUCGCCGUGACGGCCGACGAGUGCUGUCGCAGGCGCUUGGCGUCCUUGCACGGUAUGCAGAGCGCGCGCCGGCUGGCUCGCUGCUGCCAGUGGCCGCCUUCCUGCGCAAGCUGCGCAAGCUCGCCGUGCUGUGCGGCGAGGGCUAUGACGGCGGUCGUUAUUUCAGUGCCGCACAGCGGGGUGCGGCGUCUGCCGAGACGAGCGAGUGCCUGCGCACCGCGCACUGCUGUGGGGUCGGGAUCGCACGUCCACGGUAUGCCACGGAGAUGGAUGCGGCCAGCAAAGGCGGUGGGGAUGAGGGGGCGGCGGGUGGCGGCUCAUCCUGCUCGCACAAUUUCUGCGCGCGGGGGCCGCGGACAGGGGGCAUCUUCACGUUGUUUUGUGAGCACGGCGUGUGCUAUGCGUUUUUCGUGCUGCCGGGCGCGGAGGGGCGGGAUGAGAUGUACAGCUGGAUGGUGUCGUACCUAGAGGAGGCCCCCAAGGUGGUGGUGUAUGACUUCGCGUGCAGUCUGCAUGAGUACUGUCUGAACCGGUCGCCGCGGUUCUUCAAAGACACUCUGUUCCUGGUCGACCGCUUCCAUUGGAAGAACCACACCGGCUGCUCGCACGCCUACAACUUGUCGCUGUACCAGGACCUGCAGGGCCUGAACUCGGAGGUGGCGGAGCAGGUGAACAGCCUGCUGCAGCCGUACAAGCCCAUGGUCAGCCAGAUGCGGCAGGACAACUUCAUGUCCUGCCUGCGCUUUGUGUUGGGAGACAGGAACAGCCGGCGCAUUAGUUUCUUAAAAAAUAGAUAAACCUUCAUCCUGGGACAGCUCCAACUAACGCCCAACUAACGCCAGCAACUCGUCGGUACAGUAACUCCGGCGUUAGACCAGCCGCGCACUCUUGCCCUGCCUCUGCCAAUUGUUUGCCAUUUGUUGGGUAUGGGAAUUAGCUGCGCCCUAAGGGACUUUACCAACCUGCCUUGCCACUGUCCCAUCACACGCCCAACUAACGCCGAACGAACUCGUGCACGGCACCCCCACCCCCCUCAGCCGUACAGGAGCUGCGGUUGGGUGUCGGUAGCUGCCGCGGCUGGGAGCUGGUAGUUGUACGGUGGGCCGGCUGGGAAGCUGCCGAGCCUGGGGGCACGCACACGGGUCGUUGGCAUGAGUCGGGUAGCUGUACGGCUGGGAGCUGGAAGUUGCGCGGGAGACCGGCUGCGAAGCGACAUGAGUGCAUAGGUGUACGGCGGAGGUCAGGGGGUGGUGGCUGGCGGUUGGCGUGGCGCACGAGUGGGAGCUGGCAGUUGCAUGUGGUGCCGGCUGGGAAGCUGCGUGUGAGCUGCGUGUAAACUCAGAUGGGA
Chlamydomonas reinhardtii is the source of this 3845-nucleotide messenger RNA. RefSeq lists its product as uncharacterized. The transcript has 6 exons. Lineage: Eukaryota; Viridiplantae; Chlorophyta; Chlorophyceae; Chlamydomonadales; Chlamydomonadaceae. The coding region runs from base 73 to 3294 and encodes 1073 amino acids. The record is from RefSeq and is a predicted model, not a curated record.